Cyprinus carpio (common carp) is the source of this 1469-nucleotide messenger RNA. RefSeq names its product protein NipSnap homolog 1-like. The coding region runs from base 1 to 1206 and encodes 401 amino acids. Gene Ontology annotation, cellular component: mitochondrion. The transcript is spliced from 11 exons. The record is from RefSeq and is a predicted model, not a curated record. NCBI's taxonomy places the organism in Eukaryota, Metazoa, Chordata, Actinopteri, Cypriniformes, Cyprinidae.
AUGGAAGAAAGUGAAGUGCUUCCCAUCGUGUUCUUGUUAGCAAUAGUUACCUCCAAAGAAACAUGUACAGCCAUCAUCGCUGUGCAUCACAAUAACCUCACAUGCACGGAAAUUGCUACAAAGAAUAUUGCACCUGAAAGAACCAUUUACACAUCAAGAUCACAAGGAGGGAUCGAGAGUUUUGACUGCAGUGUGGAAGAAUGUCUUCGGAAUGUCCCAGAGUGUCCAGGCAAGCCGGCACGGACGUCUCCUCCUGAGGAGUCAGACGUGGGAUCGGCCUGCAAGAAGCCACUUCUCACCAAGGAAAACGUCAAGGACAGACUGACAUCUGACAAGAAGUACAAGGAAUUGGACAGCAGAGACGUGCAAAGUCAUUUCUCUGAUGAGCCCCCUUUACGACUGUUUGAGGACCUCUGGAAAAUUGAUUGUUCAGAGAAGAAAAAAGGCUUUGCGAAUACAAGUGAUGAAGGCUGGUUGAGGUCCAUGUUUGCACACAAAGUGGAUGCCAGGAAAGAUGCCCACUCCAAUCUGCUCUCCAAGAAAGAAACCAGCAACCUCUACAAGAUUCAGUAUUCAACAAACAAAGUAAAGCCAGAAUGCAUGGAGGCAUACAAUAAAAUGUCGGAUGAGGUCCAGAGAGAACUUCAUCGUGAUGCAGAUUAUCCAUGUGAAGUCAUUGGAAGCUGGAACACCUGGUACGGUGAACAGGAUCAGGCAGUGCAUCUCUGGAGGUAUUCUGGUGGAUAUCCUGCUCUUACAGAGUGUUUGCGUAAACUCAACAGCAAUAUGGCGUAUCUUGCAUUUCGAAAAGAGAGGAGCAAAAUGUUGAUCUCCCGACACAACCAGCUUCUUCUGGAGUUUAGUUUCUGGAACGAGCCUGUGCCCAGAAGCGGCCCCAACAUUUAUGAACUGAGAACAUAUCAACUAGUACCCGGAACUAUGAUUGAAUGGGGAAACAAUUGGGCUCGAGCAAUCAAAUAUAGACAGGAAAACAAUGAAGCAGUGGGUGGCUUCUUUACACAGAUCGGUGAAUUGUAUGUUGUUCAUCAUUUAUGGGCCUAUAAAGACCUGCAGUCCAGACAAGAGACCAGAAAUACUGCUUGGUUAAAAGAGGGCUGGGAUGUCAAUGUGCACUAUACAAUGCCUCUUAUUCAAAAAAUGGAAUCAAGAAUUAUGAUCCCCAUGGAACAUUCACCUCUGCAGUAAAAUCAACAGUGUUUCACAUGUGAUGAUACCAAAUACACAAUCCACCAGGAAAUCUCCUGUUUAGUUCUGACUUUACUCAAACACAUCUGAAGUCUUCAGGUCCUCUAGAAGCAGACAGGCAGUCGUGUUAGAGUAGAGCUGGACCUAAACUCUGCAAGAAGGCAAAAGUGUGCCAGUGUUAAAGCCAAUCUGACCCCAGGGCCUUUGUGUGAGACUGUUAUAUAUAUAUAAAAAUUACAGUCUUGUUUUUAUACAUCAUUCUC